AUAAAAGAUUAGCUUCAAACAUCUUCACUUAGCCAAAGCCCAAACCACCUCCCAAAGUGCUGCAUUUCAUUUGGUAAAUCUCCAAUGAGAGUUUUUCAGAAAGGCACCCACAGAAAUUCAUACGCCUGUUUUCAUCACAUUUCCCGUGCACGUGUUCGAAAGAAAAAGCACCAGCACCAGCUAAUUGGGGCCAGCUCAGCUAUGCUCUCGUGCAUAUCGAAACAAUACAUUUAUAGCGGUCAGUCUGUUUCUGUGAGAGGCAGGGAGGAUAAACCCCUUCUUUUAAUAGGAUCUAAGCACUUGUCCAGAAUUCCCCAAAAAAGCCCAAACUGAGAGCUCAGCAUCUAUGCUGAAGGACAUGGCUCUUGGAAUCCUGGCAAUCAGGUCUGAAAGCCAGUGGCUGGGGGCAGCUGGGGAAACAAGACCCCCCAUACAGCUUUGUAGGUCCCAGGACACUGUUUCUGAAGGCAGGUUUUUCCCUUGGGAAACACCUAUCUGGGGGCUGCCCACCAGCUCCCGCCUUGGCAGCGGCACAGGGGCUAUGGUUAGGUUUGGGUGGGACUUGCGGUUUCUUUUUCAGGCAAGGCUGGCAGCUUGGUUCGUUAGGAGGCAGGCUGUAAUUGCAAAGUGAGGCAGGAAGAUACGCAGUGGCACCAGCUGGGUGAAGCAGAGCAUCCCAAAACGCUCGGUGCAGGAAAGCAUCCCUUAGCAGGUGCCGCAGCAGAAAUAAUCGUGAUGCAAAGCAAGGAAGGAUGCUAUAGAAAGGAGGCUUUAGCUGAAACCAGCCUGGGUGCUCUUCUCAUUCAUCUGGUGCUGGGGCUCUGGGAGAGCUGCCAGAGGGAGAGCCGAGGAGUUGGUGGUCACAGGGGACAAGUGGAUCAACUGCUCCAGGACACCUUUGGAGCUCAGGCUGUACCUUUUAAGUUUUUAUUACAUGGAAGCAUUGGCUUUUCUUUUCCCAUGCCUCAGUUUCCCCUCCUGUGCACACGGGGAUUUUGCAUUCCCUCAAGAGGCUACACGGCUUGAAUCCCAAAGGCUGACAAAGACGCUGAUGUAAAAAGCUGAGCAAGGGUGAAACACGGUAUUACAGCUUGAUGUUGCCCCUGCCAGCUCUUCAUCUGUACAACCCAUAAUUUAGCAAACCUCAUAUUGAACCAGAACUGCAAACUCACAGUACAAAGCCCCCUGCCCUACUCAAAACCCCCAGGAGCUUUGCCUGGCCCCAGGAGAGCAGGAGGGCUUCCCUGGGAGCCCUGCCACUCAGCAGCACCUCUCCCUCCCUGAGGGAAGAGGAAAACCUUACGUCAGGCUGCAGAAAUGCUCCUCAGCCCUACCCAAACCCUUGGAGCAAUUCCCAGGCACCAUCCAAGGACAUUUGUGGAGCCCACUAGCUGCUUACAGAACGUAUCCCAGGGGGCCUUCAUGGAGAGAGCAGCACAGGCAGCCUGCCCAGGAGCCAACAUGGAGCAGAAGAUCAGCUCUUUCUUUAAUUCCAUCUUGGAGCUCAUCCGUACCAAGCACGAGGAAGGUGUCUUCAACACUGUCUGCCUAGCUGUGCUGAUGGGUCUGCCCUUCGUCGUCCUCAUUGCUUUCAUUUUCAUCUGCUGCCACUGCUGCUUCUGCAGCCGAAAGGGAGAAAGCAGGAAGAAAGGUGGCCCCAGCAGCAAUGGGCAGCUGCACGCCGAGAGGAACAAGAAGAAAAAGAAGAAGAAGAAGAAGGAUGAAGAGGACCUGUGGAUCUCGGCUCAGCCCAAGCUGCUCUUGCUGGACAAGAGACCCUCCUUGCCCAUCUAGCAGACAGGAGGGCAUUCAGGCCCUCCUCUCUGAGAUGCCACCAGUCCUUUCAGCUGUGCACUAGGAGGGACGAGGAGAUGCCAAAGCUGCUGCCACUUUAUGGUGACUUUCAAAAGAGGCUGAGCCCAGCGGCUAACCAGCGUGUUGAAGGGCCAGCAGAGAGCAAGGCAGUCAGGCGCAGGUUUAUGUAAGCCACUUCUGCCCAACCAUGACAGCAUGCCCAAGGGCAGAAACCCCGGCAAAGGACAGGUGUGCAUGUGGACACGUGCCCUGCUGAGCAUGCAAGGGUAUCCUGCCACCGGGCCAUACGUACCUCCUGCCAUGAGCACAAUGCAUGCACCGGGCUGGCACGCAGUGAAGCGGGUGCGAGGCUCUCCCUCUGCACUCAUAUGCAAGCACACGCACUGUGGCGCAGGCAAGGGUGUGGGGGACCAUGUGCACUCAAAGACCGAGCCACCUGCUUGCUCCCCCUGCACAAACACGGAGGGCCGCAUAAUGAAGUGAGCCCAGGCAUGCCUCAUUCGCUUGCCCGGCCGCGAAGAUGGCACAACUUGACUGUCUAGGCUCUGUCCAAACUCAGCUCACGCUGGAGAUGCAAAGAAAGCUGAGAGCAGCUACCCCACAGCUCAAAGAUGUGCCAUCUUCCCGGCCAUCAAAGGCAACUGAGAGCACCUGAAGCCAGAUGCCCUCAGCCCAACCUUAGAGACCUCAAGACACCACCUUAAGGCAGCAAAGCGGAAGGAUGCAUUGCCACCCAGGUGAGAGGCAGGGAGGAGAGAGAAGGCUGCAAGACCGGCCCUUUUGCACCAGCACUUAAGAAGACAAACCUUUCUUGAAAGACUGUUUUAUACAGACUUGCCUUUAAAGAGCCCACCACGCUACUGCAAGAGUGGAAACGCAAGCUGAGGCUGUGUAAAGGCUUAGCUAUGGGCAUUAGAGUUAUUUAUUGAAUGACUACUAAAGAAGAACAGGACCAAAGGCCCCUCUGUUGUGGGGCUAGGCACACUGAAGCGGUAUUGAAGCAGCAGACACGCUCUCCCAGCACACUCAGCCACCCCCUCUCCCUGCAGCCCUUGUGCCACGCAUUAAACACACGCAGACCCACGAGCAUGCGCUGCUGCAGGCUGAUGCCAUGCGGGCAGCUCUGUAUGCUGUGCAGAGGGCUUUGGGAAUGGCUGUCAAGCCUGCCUGCUCUGGGAUUUGGCAUGUGCUGUAGGAGCAGAGGCGGGUAAAGUUCAUGCCCACAGUCAUCCCUUACUCAGGGAUGCAGCGUACAGCUGGACUCUGCACCCCUCUCCAUCCUCAUCUCCCUUGGAUGCAUGACGGCUCAGCCAGGCAAAGCAGCUAGAGACCACACACAGCUCUCACCCCUACUCUGGUUUUAACCUUCUGCUUCCCCUAGGGCUGCGUGCCCAGCCUACCUCCCAAGGAGCUCAGGGUCUCUGCCUCCCCACUCUCCACCCCGCCAGGCUUUGUCUCCCCCAGCUUGUUUUGCCAACGAGGAGUGUGCGCGUGUGAUGACAAGCCCCAUCACAUCUGGGUUUUGCCCAGCAUCUGUACACUGGAUGUUUUCCUCCCGUUUUCUUCCAGUUCCUCAGAGCUGCUGGAGCAGACCAGAGCUACCAGCCAGAGCCAGACAUCUGGGGGGACGAGCAGCCAAAUCCAUGUGAGCAAGCCUGGAUGGAGCUGCUGGACACAACCGCUUCCACCCCAGGCAAGGACAAUGCCACCUUCCCCUGGCUCCCAGGGCACGUGCCACUGCGGGGCAAAGCCACCAGUUAGAAACAGCUGCCUGUGCCACCCAAUCUCAGCACAGCCUGUUUUGACCCAUGCGGAGAGGGUGGUAAUAUUAACAUCACGUCACUUCACGGGGUUUGGCUGUGUGUGGCUGUGCUGGUAACAGCCGGGAGGCCAGGCUCCUCCUUGAACAGCCCCUUAAAUUGACCCCAUAUGUGCCUUAAUUUUCCAGCUUGCUUUGUUACCAUUGAAAUAAGUAACUCCCUCCUCCUCCAAAACAUGAAGCAAUAUACAAUGCUAUAAAAAAAUCAGGAUUUGCCACAGCUAAUCCUAGAGAGAAACAUGCAAGAAUAGCGCUGGUCUCUGUCCCAAACCCCUAGCCCAGCCAAGACCCUGGAGAGCCAGCACUAUAUUUGUAAUAUUCCUUCUUCCUUCCCCGCAUCCAGGUACUUUUCCCAGCCCUCCUACCUCCACGCUUACCAGGUGGGCAAAGCAGCCUCCCUGCCCAGGCAGGUGUUCCUGCUGCAAUCCAGAGGCACCGGCAGCCCUGGAGGAAGGGCGGCGCUGCCUGGAGAAAUAAAAAAAAUAAAAUAUCAGAGCGAAGGGAAACACGAUGGGAGGUCAGAGGCAUACCCAAACAAGCAGAGGCACGGAGGCAGGCAGCACCAGCAGAGUACAACCUGCCUGGUGUGGAGCUGCUGGGCUUUGCGCAGCUCCCAGCAGGAAGGUCCUUCUCUGGAAGGGGAAGCAAGUAAUGUUAGGUGAGAGCAACCAAUUCCUACCAGAACUAGAGAACUGUCAAGAAAACGUGUGUUGUGUUGCAUGCAACACGUCUGAUCCAGGCUUUGGGGAGUUCAGAGUCAAGUCUGAAUUUCAGGAGCUCCCCAAAAUCAUUCAGACCAUCCCAGGGCUGGGCAGGGCGGGACUAGGAUACAACCCUACCCUGAUCCAUCCGACCAGUGGAUGGUCUGAGCCUCUGCACCCUGUAAAGCACGCGGGCCACCUUGCUCGAGGGGUGCUGGUUUAGCCAUACCACGCACUGAAUAAGCUGCUUCUUGAGACAAAAGCAAAAGAGCAGCAACAGCCUGAGGUGCACCAGAACCCGCCACCCAUCAGCAGCAGCAACCCCACCCAACCCAUGCUAACAAGGCAGCAGGAGACGCAUGGUACACAAACCCUGCUGCAUGGGUCCCCACUCUCCAGCCACCGCACUGCCUCCCCACAACUGCAUUUCAAUAUCAACCUUUUAUUUUCCCUAAACAGUUCACGUAACAGGGGGAAAGAUAAACCAAAACAAAUUUUUUGGUUUUAUUUUUUUUUU
Molecule: messenger RNA, 4852 nt
Organism: Falco peregrinus (peregrine falcon)
Lineage: Eukaryota; Metazoa; Chordata; Aves; Falconiformes; Falconidae
Product: KIAA0040 ortholog
Source: RefSeq, a predicted model, not a curated record